This is a messenger RNA of Ostertagia ostertagi, 492 nucleotides long. Lineage: Eukaryota; Metazoa; Nematoda; Chromadorea; Rhabditida; Trichostrongylidae. The record is from the annotation of a GenBank genome assembly.
AUGUUUUCUCUUCGUAAGGCAGUAGCAUUACGAAUACAUAUUCCAGGACUCUACCUUUACUUGACGGCGAAACAACCCGGUUCUUCAGAGCUCAGCCCACAUACAAAAACUAUGUUCGAAAAAGCUCUCGAUCAACUCAGCUUCAGAACACUUACGGAACGGUCAUUAACUGAAGUGACCGACUUGCAAGAAAGUUUCUGCUGUGAGUUUAAACGGCCUGGUGACUAUGGAUCGGACUUCCAACGUGAGGGUGGUUGGAACGCGUCACUAGAAUACAACAAUCUCACGCUGUCGUGUCCAGUCGAGAAGGGCUGCCAUCAUGAGGAAUUUGAAGGAUGUCUAACGAGAAUACCACAGAAAAAACGUCAUUUCAUCCUUUACGAUCGACGGCUAGCUCGAGCAGGGCACAUACGGGCAUGGCGGACACAAAUCGAUCUGGAACUUGAGCAUGAGCGUCAAGAAGAUGACUCUGCUGACGAGAAAAAGCGAUAA